GUCAACUGGUUUUCUGCAGACAAAGAUGGCGGUGCGGAAGAAGGACGGCGGCCCGAAUGUAAAAUAUUUCGAAGCGUCUGACACCGUUUCCCAGUUUGAUAAUGUCCGCGUUUGGCUGGGAAAGAAUUAUAAAAAGUAUAUACAGGCUGAGCCCCCCACCAAUAAAUCGUUGUCCAGCCUGGUGGUCCAGCUGCUCCAAUUUCAGGAGGAGGUUUUUGGGAGACAUGUUAGCAACCCUCCCCUCACAAAAUUGCCGAUGAAGUGUUUUCUAGACUUUAAGUCUGGAGGGGCUCUAUGUCACAUUUUGGCUGCUGCCUACAAGUUCAAGAGUGACCAAGGAUGGCGCAGGUUUGACUUCCAGAAUCCUUCGAGGAUGGAUCGGAAUGUGGAGAUGUUCAUGACGAUUGAGAAGUCCUUAGUGCAGAACAACUGUUUGACUCGGCCUGUUAUCUACCUGAGUUCUGACAUAGAACCAAAGCUGCUCGGCAAACUGAAAGACAUUAUCAAAAGGCAUCAGGGCUCAGUGACUGAGGACAAAACUUCCAGCUCCCAUAUUGUGGUGCCUAUUCCUACCAGCCUGGAGGAAGAGGAGUGGGUGCGUCCUGUGAUGAAGAGAGAAAAGCAGGUUCUGCUCCACUGGGGAUAUUUUCCAGACAGUUAUGACACCUGGAUCCAAGCCAGUGAGAUUGAGGCUGCAGUGGAGGAUCCUCCCAGCCCAGAAAAACCCAGAAAGGUUCAUGCAAAGUGGAUUUUAGACCUUGAUCAGUAUAAUGAGUGGAUGAAUGAGGAGGACUAUGAGGUGGGAGAGGGCUGUCCCAAAAGGAAGAGGAUCUCUGCCAAAACACUUACGGAUGAGGUGACCACACCUGAUGAGCGGAGGGAUAAGAAACCUGGCAGUGCCAAGAAAAGAAAGCGAUCGCCUUCACCUUCACCAACCCCUCCGCCUCAGGAGAGCAAGAAAAAAAAUACCAAAAAAGGGCCAACGACUCCGUACACCAAGUCUAAACGGGGUCAUAGGGAGGAGGAACAGGAGGAGCUGUCCAAGGACCAAGACGAAGCCUCACCUGUUCCUGCGUCUGAGGAGGGAAACACAGCAAAAACGAAUAACACCAAGAAGGACUCUGAAUCAACUCCAGUUAAAGGAGGAACUGAUAUGGAUGAACAAGAAGAUGAGUCCAUGGAGACAACGGGGAAGGAGGAGGAGGAGGGCUCUCCCAGUGUAAAGGGUGAACCAGUGAAGAGUUCAGACCUUCACGAGGACAAUGUGACCGAGCAAACCCACCACAUCAUCAUACCGAGCUACGCUGCUUGGUUUGACUACAACAGUGUUCAUGCCAUUGAGCGGAGAGCCCUGCCUGAGUUCUUCAAUGGAAAGAACAAAUCGAAAACCCCUGAGAUUUAUCUGGCAUACAGGAACUUCAUGAUCGACACCUAUCGACUAAACCCUCAGGAGUACCUGACCUCCACUGCCUGCCGCAGAAACCUGGCUGGAGAUGUGUGCGCCAUCAUGAGAGUUCAUGCUUUUCUUGAGCAGUGGGGGCUGAUUAACUACCAGGUGGACUCAGAAAGCCGGCCCACACCCAUGGGACCCCCACCAACCUCUCACUUUCACGUCCUUGCAGACACUCCUUCAAGUCUGGUGCCCCUGCAGCCCAAGACAUCCCAGGUUUUUAAAUACUCACAUAGAACUGCAGCAAGAAGGUGGCAGAUGUUAUCUUUCAUUUUGGCUUCUUUCAUUGAAACCCCCCAGACGCCAGCCACCCAGCCGAUAAUGUCGUUCCCGGACAAGGUGAAGGAUAAGCCCACAGAUUUGCAAAACUUUGGGCUGCGGACCGACAUGUACAGCAAGAAGACUGGAUCAGCAAAGAGCAAGACUGAAGCAAGCUCUAUGAGGGAGUGGACAGAGCAGGAAACGCUACUACUACUGGAGGGGCUGGAGAUGUACAAGGAUGACUGGAACAAGGUGUCUGAACACGUAGGCAGCCGAACACAAGAUGAGUGCAUCCUGCAUUUCCUGCGGCUGCCAAUUGAGGACCCAUACUUGGAGGACAGCUCCUCCACUCUGGGCCCACUGGCCUACCAGCCAGUUCCUUUCAGCCAAGCAGGAAACCCCGUCAUGAGCACUGUGGCCUUCCUUGCUUCGGUAGUCGACCCCCGUGUGGCCUCAGCUGCUGCCAAAUCUGCUCUUGAGGAAUUUUCCCGUAUGAAAGAGGAGGUCCCUGCAGCGCUUGUUGAGGCUCACGUUCGCCGAGUUGAAGAAGCAGCGAGAGUCAGUGGUCGACAGGAUCCCCUGUACGGCCUGGAGGGAAGCGGCAUUGCAGGCACUGGCUUAGAGGAGGGAGAACGGCCUGAUGAAAGCAGCGAUGAAAGUAAGAGUGACACCCAAUCGAGUGAGGAAAAAAGAGAUGCCAAGGAGAGCAAAGAUGGAGCAGUAGAAGAGGAGGAGAAGCAGGUGGAGAAUGGAAAGAAAGAAGAAGAAAGAGGAAGAGAAGCUGAAGGCGAGAGGGAGGCAGAUAAAACAGAGCCUGAAAUGGGUGAUGGUGAUAAGGAGAAGGAUGCUAAAGAGGGAACAGAGGAGGGACAAAGAGAAGGGGAGAUUGAAGGAGAAAGGAAGGCUAAGGUAGAGCGUGAUGUGGGAGAGGGAAACCUGGCAACUGCUGCUGCCUCCGCUUUAGCAGCUGCUGCGGUCAAAGCCAAGCAUCUAGCUGCAGUAGAAGAGAGGAAAAUCAAAUCUUUGGUGGCUCUGCUGGUGGAGACCCAGAUGAAGAAGCUUGAGAUUAAACUGCGACACUUUGAGGAACUGGAAACCAUCAUGGACAGAGAAAGGGAGGCUCUGGAAUACCAGCGGCAGCAGCUGCUGGCUGACCGUCAGUCCUUCCACAUGGAGCAGCUGAAAUACGCUGAGAUGAGGGCUCGCCAGCAGCACUUUCAGCAGAUUCAGCACCAGCAGCACAGCCAGCCUGGAGGCCCUCACUCCAACCAGGCAACCUCAGCCCCGCCACCCCAAGGCCCGAGUGCCAGCCAGCCUGCUCCCAGCACACCAGCUCCACAGGCAGCUCCUAGUCCUGCACCACCAGCUUCUUCCGCUCCGCCUCCUGAGUCUCAACCCUCUGCAGCCACUCACACACCAUCUCCCUGCCCGCCUGGCCAGGGUCCAACCCCUCACUCCAGCUCCAGCACUACACCCGUACACCACGAGCCCAGCGCUCCUCACCAAGGUGAGUCACUCCACCCGUCAGCUCCUGUUCCUGCGUCACAGUGAGAAAAACAGAAAUAAAUAGCCUGAGAAUCAAAAUGACUGACCAUUUCAAACCCUGCUUGUAUCAUCUGAAAUGAAGACAUCAUCAAUUGAUGGAUGAGAAGACAUUUUACAUGAUUCGUUUUUGUUUUUCUACAAGGCAAUUGACUUGAAGAUCAUAAUGUAAAUGAAUCCACCUCUUUGUUUCCAAACAGGUAAUUUUAGAAUACAAAUGACUCCUAAGGAAAACUAUUUGUUUUUUUAAAUGAACAGCAUCAAGUCAAGUUCAUGGUGAACAUCUGUAAAACAGACAGUUUUGCCAGCAUGUCAGAGCAGAGAACAACAAGAGCUUCAUGUGUUGGCUUUGUUUUGAACAUCGUUUUGAACAUUAUGUUCCUCCAGUAGAUUGUGAUAGCUGUGUAAGUCUCAUAGUUCAUCAUCUCUACAGUGGCCCAGCCUCCGUGUGAUCUAGGUACGUUUUCAAACAUACAUGUUUGUAAGGAAAAGCACUUUUUUCAUUGAAAGUCUUGCUCAAAGACUUAAAAACAUCUGUCGUAUUGAACUCUAGCACUUAUAUAUAUUUUUUUGUUGUUUUUUAAACUUCUUCAAAUCUGCUUGUGUUUAUGUUACAUGGACAAGUUGCGUCUACAGGGUUGAACCUGAAGGUUACAUGACCCAUUUCCUGUAAUGAAGGAAGACAUUUUAAAUGCUAAAUUAGCUAAUCUAAGGUGGCAUGCAGUUAAGAACGUACUGUAAACUGGAUUUUCUGUUAAAAGCUCACCUUUUUGUGUCAAACUAUGAUGCUGUGGAAACCUAAAGACUGAAGUCCUAAAAAGACUUCCCUUUUUUUUAAUCUAAUUUUUCCCCUAUAAUGCCAGCAGCAUUUAAAGAAAAACCCCUCAGUGUGGAUGAACUGUAAGCCUCCAGUUCUAAAUGUAGUUAUGCUCAGAAGAGUCUUUGCUGACAGCAACACCUUAUGAAACAGUAUUAGAUGCUGUUAUGUAAACCAGAAUGUUUUCUUUUAGUAUGGUUGCUUGGGAAGCUUUUUUUUUUUUUGGCAACUUUUGUUUGUUUUUUGUAUGUAGAAAAUUGGAAGAAACUCCAAUUCUGUCAAAAACAAGGGAACACCUUAAAACCCAAUCUUUUCAUUGUUUUCACUUUAUAUCCUAACAGUUUUUUUACAUGAUUUUUUUUUUUCAUCUUUAUCCUUGAUAUGUCAACAUUGUAACUGUAUAUUAUUAUCUUUGUAGCCUGUAUCUACCCUAGCCAUCUAUGUGUGCCGUCUGGACUGUUUUUGCCAGAUCUGUCUGAGACGUGACUGUGACCAUGUGUGCCCCCUGCCAUUAAGACUUGUAAACAACAUUACCUUUCAGUUUUUUUAUUAAGUGCCAUCAGUUGUGUGAUCACCAAGUCUGGAAAACAAAAGAAUUUUGUUACACACACACACACACAACGCGUCACUUCAGUGUUAUUAAAUAUUCCAAUCAGAUGGUGAAAUUUUACAGUUAAUGUCCAACUAGCCAGUAUUGCAGUCCUCACCUCAGCCGUGAGCAUAAAUGGACAUCUUUUAUCUGUGUUAUUACAUUGUGUGAAUUUUGUGAUAUGAAAUAAAUGUCUGCUCAGUUUCUGUAUGUUUUUUCACUUGGCUCAAGGUAGCAAGUGUGGUAUUAUACAGUAGACAUGAUUUUUUUUCCUCUGUAAAUCAUCACAUUAGUGCCGAAAGUUUAUUAAUAAACAUCAGACGCGGUUGAAAUAUGAAAUCUUUGUGGAAAAAAUAAAGAUGUGAAGAGGA
This is a messenger RNA of Cyprinodon tularosa, 5030 nucleotides long. It is a transcript of the gene smarcc2, whose product is annotated as SWI/SNF related, matrix associated, actin dependent regulator of chromatin, subfamily c, member 2. Gene Ontology annotation, biological process: positive regulation of DNA-templated transcription. Gene Ontology annotation, molecular function: histone binding; nucleosomal DNA binding. Gene Ontology annotation, cellular component: npBAF complex; nBAF complex; SWI/SNF complex. NCBI's taxonomy places the organism in Eukaryota, Metazoa, Chordata, Actinopteri, Cyprinodontiformes, Cyprinodontidae. The record is from RefSeq and is a predicted model, not a curated record.